Messenger RNA from Theobroma cacao (cacao), 1067 nucleotides. RefSeq lists its product as uncharacterized. The record is from RefSeq and is a predicted model, not a curated record. NCBI's taxonomy places the organism in Eukaryota, Viridiplantae, Streptophyta, Magnoliopsida, Malvales, Malvaceae.
UUGAAAAAAGCCAAGCAACCAAACCUAUGCCAAACAAAACAAAAGUAGAAACAGUCACAACAAUUCAAACGUAGGUUGCUCUCUAAAUCUUUAUCCUUAAUCUUUUUCAACAACAUUCUUCGUUAAUACUCUGUUUCUCUAUCUUUGAACCUCCGCAGUUCUCUUUAAGAACAAAAAGGAAGAAAAACCGAGAUAUCAUGUCUAAGAUGAAAUCUGAUCGUAAGCCUCCGCUUGCUAAAUCGCCUAUCCGCCUACGACCCCGUCGCGUCCUUCGAUCAAACUCAACCUCCCUGCAAACCCCACCAGGUUCUUUGACGAAAUCCCAGAAGCCUAUCCGUACUUGGGCCGUUGAAGAAUCUGAGAUUCGACCAGAGUAUCGCUCUAUUUCUUGCGAGUUACGGGCUCUGGCGAAGUUGGUCAGAGAUGAACUCGGAAACGGGGAACCCGAAAAGGCUGGUUUUGGUGAGACUAGUCUCAGCGCCAACUCCACUCCUCUGUUUGAGAGGGGCCGGUUUUACGAUGAGUACUCAGCCAGGAGAAACGAGAGGCUUAAGAGAAAGAAAGGAGGCGAAACCGGCGAUGACUCAAAGGCUGGGCACCAUCUUGGAGUUACAGUUGAAUCUUCAAAGAGAAGAGACUCGAAGAAGCUCGAGAGCUUGAGGAAGUCAGUGUCUGCUGCUUAUUCCGCGGAGAUGAACGAGACUCAGACUCCUAGGUACAUGCUCAGAAGUAUGAGCAAAGAGAACAAGAAACCUCCUCUUGCUGUCAACAAUAACAAGUCGUCUGUGAUUGGCAGUGAAAGGAAAACUGGGGCUAGAAGGGUUAAGAGGAUCUGAGAAUUGGAAAUUGGGUUUUCUAUGCAAGUUUUUUUUCUUGGAUAUUUCUUUUUAAUUUAGGAAAAUUGGAACUCUGUUUCAUUUUUAAUGCAUUUUUAUCAUUAUGUUUCGUUCUGGUUACUCUACCAGACGUUUGAUGCUGCACAGUAUACAUUGCCCUGUCUUGUUUUUGUUUCUCAAUAUAUAGAUAUGAACAUGAGAAUGGUCAAGUAUUCUCGUAUUCAGCUUUUA